This is a messenger RNA of Kogia breviceps (pygmy sperm whale), 1888 nucleotides long. NCBI's taxonomy places the organism in Eukaryota, Metazoa, Chordata, Mammalia, Artiodactyla, Physeteridae. The record is from RefSeq and is a predicted model, not a curated record.
GCUUGCAGGUCUUUUCUCUGUGUUUCUCAAACUCUCAAAGUUCCUGUUAUGUUCUGGCCUUUGCAUUUGCUGUUGUCUCCACCCAGAGUGCUUUAACCGUAGACUUUUCCACUGCAGCUGCAUUUCAUCUUCCAUGGCUUAGUUCAGAGGCGCCUGCCUUGACUGACCCUGUGGUCCAGAGUAGCCUUCCUGCCGCCUCUCUACCUGGACGCUCUCUCAUCUUUUGGUUUGAGGUCUACAAAGCUGUAUACCUGCACAAGUGGUGGCUGCCGUUGAUAUAAACACUGUCGCUAACGAAGUAUACAAGUAUAAUUUUCCUCACACACAGUUACUGGCCAAGACAAUUGAAGGUAUUACACUAGAAGAGUUUGACAGAUUAUCUUUCAAUAUGAUUUUAAUGAGCCCUCCCUGUCAGCCAUUCACAAGAAUUGGCCUGCAGGGUGAUGUGACUGACCCGAGGACAAAUAGCUUCUUAUAUAUUCUAGACAUCCUCCCGAGGUUACAAAAAUUACCGAAGUAUAUACUUUUAGAAAAUGUUAAAGGUUUUGAAGUAUCUUCUACAAGAGACCUGUUAAUACAAACAAUAGGAAAUUGUGGCUUUCAGUACCAAGAAUUUCUGUUGUCUCCAACCUCUCUUGGCAUUCCAAAUUCAAGGCUACGGUAUUUCCUUAUUGCGAAGCUUCAGUCAGCGCCGUUCCCUUUUCAAGCCCCUGGUCAGGUACUGAUGGAGUUCCCCCAAACUGAAUCUGAACAUCCACAAAAACAUGCGAUAGAUGAAGGAAAAAAAACUGAAGAAAAGAAAAUUGAAGAAAAGAAAAUUGAGCCAAAUAUUUGCUUUGAUAGCAGCACACAACGUUCUGGAAAAGAGGCCAUUCUUUUUAAGCUUGAAACUGCAGGAGAAAUUGACAGGAAACGUCAACAGGACAGUGAUCUCUCUGUGCGAAUGCUAAGAGAUUUUCUUGAAGAUGACAUUGACAUGAAUUCAUACUUUUUACCACCAAAGUCAUUGCUGCGAUAUGCUCUUUUGUUAGACAUUGUUAAGCCCACAUCCAGAAGAUCCACAUGCUUUACGAAAGGUUAUGGACGCUACAUAGAAGGGACAGGAUCUGUGUUGCAGACGACAGAGGAUGUGCAGAUUGAGAAUAUCUACAAAUCCCUUACCAAUUUGUCACAAGAAGAAAAGCUAACAAGAUUGUUAAUGCUUCAGCUUCGAUUUUUCACUCCUAAAGAAAUAGCAAAUCUCCUUGGAUUUCCUCCAGAGUUCGGAUUUCCUGAGAAGACAACUGUCAAACAGCGUUAUCGUCUACUUGGAAAUAGUCUCAAUGUACAUGUAGUAGCUCAACUAAUCAAAAUCCUAUGUGAAUAAUUUUUAAGUAACUCUGAAAGAUGGUGGCAGUAUUCCAUUAUAUCCAGAUGACAAUACUGAAAUUCUUUUUUGAAUUAAUUUUGAGAAAAUUCAACUAAAUUAUCUUAUCCUCUCGUUAAUAAGAAUUUGAAUUUAUCAGGAAAAUGCUGUUUUGUUUCCUUAAGUUUAUAUUACUGUGUUUUAUAAGGUGAAAAUUAUUAUUAUGCUUUAGGAGAAUAUCUUUUUAUAUGAAAUUGUUAAAUAUAUAUGUAAAAUAUUCCCUUUAUAAUAUUAUGGUAUAGACAAAUUUAGGAAUAUUAGAAUUUUAAUGUCUACAUGAAUAUUUUGUAAAGUGUCAUAGCAGGUGUACUAUAUGAACUUGAGAAACUGUAUAUUGUGUAUGUUAAUUAAAGAAGUUGCUUUAUGAAUCUAUCAUUUUACUUUUUAAAAAUAAUUCUUCCUAUUUCUAAAAUGAUGAUUCUAAUUCUACCCUGUUUAAAAUAUUGAAUGUUUUACUUAAUUUCAAUUUUUUAAACAUUCCUU